GGUACAGAGCGAAGCCAGUCCGAGAACGCGACCCUAACACUAACAUCCGGUGUAUUCCGAGAGAGAAAGAGAGCGAGAGCGAGAGAGAGCGAGAGAGCGAGAGAGAGUCGGAAACGGAAACGACUGACUGCACGGUAAUUGCUACGCUAACAUGAAGAUCAUCCUGUUGCUCUUUAUCGUGGUGGCCUUCGCCUCAGCCCAAAGAAUCACGACGAUCCAACUAGAUGGUAUUCAAUACUUCGUGUCGCGGAUGAAUCCCUACAGUCCGGAACUGAACUACUUUUUGGCGUAUCAGUACUGCCGCUCGUUAGGUCUCCAAUUGGCAUCUUUUGAGACAAAAGAGAAGGCUGAUACGAUGACGCAAUAUUUGAAGAACGCGGGCUACACGAAAUACGACUUCUGGACUUCCGGUAAUAAAUUGGGAACCGACAUGUUCCUGUGGAUGAGCACGGGAUUGCCGUUCAAUGUGACUUUCGACUACAUGCUGAAACGACCUGGCAACAGACCCGUUGAAGUUCCACCCGGCACGGAACCCCAAAGGGUGGCACGCGAAAACGGCGACAGCGGAAGUGCGGACGGAUGUGUUGCAAUGAAGGCACCGACGUUAGAAUGGGAAGCGCAGGAUUGCACUCUUGUGAAGGACUUUAUUUGCGAGCAAACAAGAUGCUACUAUUACAACUACGGCAGCAUUCCAGUCUCCGCGACUCAGGGAAAUCACAGGCCCUACAUCACGACCACCUCGGCACCGGCCGGCUACGACCAAGCGAGCGAUCACGAAAUCGAUAGCACCAACAUCGACGAUCAACAUCAUUCGAGCAGCGACGCCGAGAUCGAGCAGGCGACGCCAUCGGAAGCGUCCGAGAAAUCACCACAGGAUCUGGUCGUGAGCAGGCUGAUGACCACCGCCGUUCCCGCAUCUGGCAAUCAGCAGCAGCAGCAGCAGCACGGCAUGACGGCGUCAGAGACGACGUUCGACGACCAGAAUGACGAGCGCUCGGCCGCGGCCGUCGACGAUCUGGACAAUACCAGACCGGAUCACAUUCCGGACAUCACGAGUCUGUUCACAGAACACGCCGCUGUGGCGUCUCAGGCGCGCAAGGACAGCGUUUUCGACGGUCUCGAGACCCGCGAGGUCCUGCGACCGUUGGCCUCACGUCCCGUCGUUUCUUCCUCGUCCUCGUCGGAGAUGAGGAUGGAGCAUCGCGAGUCACCCGACUACAGCGACCUGGCCGCGGAAACCGAAUUGCCGAACAACGGUCUGGAGGACGCCCACACAAUCGGACCGUACGACAGCGUUCAGGAUUACGUGAACGAUCAACCUGCCGACGACAUGGCGGCGUCGGCAUCAGCGGCGGACUCGUCGAUGAUGAAGGACCAGGACGACGACAGCAGCACGAUCCUGCCAGAGGCGGAACCGGCUUAUAGGUACAACAUCAAGGUGCGCACAAACGGCAAAGUAUUAGACCCUCCGUCCAAGUAACGCUUUACUUCUUCCUAGGCAACGUCACGUUAUUUCGUCGUAAUAAGUGACGGUAAAUACAUACUUGAGGAGAACUAUAUAUAGGUAUAUAUAUAUAUAUAUUAUAUGUAUGUGUAUAUUUUAUAUAUGAGUUUCGCGUAUGCGUGACACACGACAGCGAACUGUCGCGUGACAGGUCGCCGUCGUUGUCGCCGUUUUAAUUUCUAACUUAAGGCAUACCCGAUACACAAUGUUCGACAGUUUUUUUUUUUUUUUUUUUGGGAUCAGAGAGGAUCACAAUUACUCAACAGCUUCCUCGGUCGGCGGCAGGCAGAUUACUUUUUCUCUGAUUAACCGUUAGAAUUGCUCUUGAGACUAAUAAUCGCGGUUUGAAAGUGACAAUUGUCAAAGUUAUUGUGUAGAGUAAAAGAGAAAGUGACGAGGAUGAAUUGUGUUCUUCUCCUGCCGACGUUACUCGACAAGCUGUUAAUUUUCACAAGGGCAUUCAUUUCAGUUCUCAUCCCCCGAUCAUUUGACAAUGGCGGACAAUUGUUAUUCGAAUCAUUUUUGUCACUUUAUUCACUCGUCUCGUGAUUGUACUCUCUUUGAUUAAACAUUUGCGUUUUUCUUGGCAUUGACAUCAAGAAUUGUAGAAAGUUUCGAAGAACACACAACGAAAGAAAAAAAAAGUUGACCGAAACUGAUUGUAAGCCCGCUAGCGUUUUAAUUUUUUUUUUUUUGUUUUUAUAUGCGCAUAAGGAAGUAAUCAAUCAUCACACAUCAUUAUUUGUGUUAACGUAUCUAUACGUCCGCAAGACGAAACGUUCGGGGAGGUGACAGAUUCCGACGUAUAUUCCGCGGGAGGGAAAUGAUCGGUCGAGGUAACGUUUCGGUCAUCCGGACGUAUGACAAUCGGCGCGUCAAGUUUCGUCAACGUGAAACGUCGCUUUCACAUUGGAAUUCCGCGCGCAAACGCGGAAUGUGCGACUCUUGUGUUACACUGAACUUUUAAUAAAGGUACGAUUACACGAUCUCCGCCAUCCCAAUUCUUAAUUAAGACGACGUAGAUGUAAAAUUUUUCAUUUUAGAAUUAGAAAUUUCUAUCAUGAAUUUCAGUAGUAGUAUUCAUAAAUAAAAGCGGCAAAAAUA
Messenger RNA from Pseudomyrmex gracilis, 2608 nucleotides. RefSeq names its product C-type lectin 37Da (gene nw). Gene Ontology annotation, biological process: biological process involved in interspecies interaction between organisms. Gene Ontology annotation, cellular component: external side of plasma membrane. The coding region runs from base 152 to 1480 and encodes 442 amino acids. The record is from RefSeq and is a predicted model, not a curated record. The transcript has 4 exons. NCBI's taxonomy places the organism in Eukaryota, Metazoa, Arthropoda, Insecta, Hymenoptera, Formicidae. Gene Ontology annotation, molecular function: carbohydrate binding.